AUGUCAGAUUGGGAUACUAAUACAGUUAUCGGUCAAAGAGCUAGAGCAGGCGGUUCUGGACCCCGUGCUAAUGUUGCUCGUACUCAGGGUCAAAUUAACGCUGCAAGAAGACAGGGGCUAGUUCUCUCUGUUGAUAAGAAAUACGGUUCUACCAAUGUCAAGGGUGACUCUGAAGGUCAACGUUUAACCAAGGUGGACCGUGAAACCGAUAUCGUUAAGCCAAAGAAACUGGAUUCGAACGUUGGUAAGACAAUCUCUAGGGUGCGUACGGAGAAGAAACUAUCUCAGAAGGAUCUAGCAACCAAGAUUAACGAGAAGCCAACUGUUAUUAAUGAUUAUGAAGCUGCGAGAGCUAUUCCUAACCAACAAGUGCUUGGUAAGCUCGAGAGGGCUUUGGGUGUGAAACUAAGAGGUAAGAAUAUUGGUGAACCUCUUGGUGGUCCCAAGAAGAAAUAA
Molecule: messenger RNA, 456 nt
Organism: Torulaspora delbrueckii
Lineage: Eukaryota; Fungi; Ascomycota; Saccharomycetes; Saccharomycetales; Saccharomycetaceae
Gene: MBF1
Product: multiprotein-bridging factor 1
Exons: 1
Coding region: 1-456 (151 amino acids)
Cellular component (GO): nucleus
Molecular function (GO): DNA binding
Source: RefSeq, a predicted model, not a curated record